This is a messenger RNA of Erythranthe guttata (spotted monkey flower), 1194 nucleotides long. RefSeq lists its product as uncharacterized. Lineage: Eukaryota; Viridiplantae; Streptophyta; Magnoliopsida; Lamiales; Phrymaceae. The record is from RefSeq and is a predicted model, not a curated record.
AUGGAAGAUAUCUUACGAGUAUUUGAUGAUAUGAUGGAACGCGGACAACUUAGUUUUCAAGAAUCACAGAGAACGAUGCAAGUCAACCACCGCCAAGCCCCCGCCCCCGCCCCCACCCCCACCCCCCGUCCCACCCGCGCCCUCACGCCGUACUCAUACGCAAACACAUCUUUCAACCAACACCAAUUUCUCAACACCCUCGCUUUCGGGGCCCACACCGUACAGCACUUCCAUCAACCCGUUAUGUUUCUUGGUGGCAAAACCAACGAGGGUGGCAUGAAGAACUUUGCACCGAAAAGUCAACUGAAAAGUCAACCGAAAAUUCAACACUCGGCUGGUCGAAGUGGUCAAAGCGGGGUUCUGUCCGAAACUGGCACAGAGCAAGUAUGGCAGCGCAUAAGAUGGACGGAUGACAUGGUCAAGGUUUUAAUCAAAGUAGCUUCUUACAUUGCAGAGAUUGCUUCUCCCGAUUGUACCGAUGGCGAAACAAACCCUUUACUCACUCCGAUAAAGGGCAAGUGGAGGUCGAUUUCGAAUAUAAUGGUGGAACGAGGCUACAUCGUGUCUCCGCAGCAAUGCGAGGACAAAUUCAACGACCUCAACAAAAAGUACAAGAGGCUGAGCGACUUACUCGGGGGACACGCUUCUUGCACUGUCGUGGAGAAUCCCCUGCUGAUGGAAUCUAUGAACAUUCCGGAAGAUUCCAAGGAGGAGAUCCGGAAGAUUCUGACGUGUAAGCAGCUCUUCUACAGAGAGAUGUACUCCUACCACAACAAGAGCACGAGGUUUCUCCCUCACGACCCCCCUCUGCAGCAGUUGGUUCGGUCGACUCUUAAGGGAAAAGUCAAGUACGAGUCUUCUCAGAGUCAAAGUUUGACUUUGGACAUGCCUGCAAAGAGACAGAAACACGGUGAGGGUAAUUGUGUAAUUAAUGUUGUGCCGGAGGGUAUUGAGGGGAAGAAGAGUGAGUGGGUUGUGCCUUGGUCGGUGGGUUUGGCGGAUAAGAAGUUGCGGAUGCAUAACGAGAUGAUGGAAUUGGAGAAAAUGAAGUUUGAGUGGGUUAAAGUGUGCCAAGAGGAGGAUAAGGAACUGGAGAGGUUGAAGCUGGAGAACGAGUUGAUUAAGAUCGAGAACGAGCGUUUGGAGUUUCAGAUUAUGUGCCGCCGCCAGAGGGGCAAUGCUCGUCGGUACUGA